Messenger RNA from Coregonus sp. 'balchen', 5955 nucleotides. Lineage: Eukaryota; Metazoa; Chordata; Actinopteri; Salmoniformes; Salmonidae. The record is from the annotation of a GenBank genome assembly.
CAUGACAGCCUAGAGAAAAAGAAAACAGGAAAUAUUUUAGCCAGCCCUUUCUCUUGGUAAGUUUUACACCAAAUACAGUGUGUAUACAUUUUGAUCACACUAUUACCAACAGUGACUUAUAAAAUAGUAAAUUACACUACAACUCAUCUUAUUUUUGUUGUUGUUGAAAACCUUGCAAUUGUGGCAGUGGCUCGCCACUUUUCUAACCAAGCUAUCUAUCUAGGUACUCUUGUAUAGCCAGCAAUGGAGUUGUGCAAGCAGCCUGUCCAGGCAGUAAAGCAACCCCCUCGUAUAGCAAUGCAAUUUGAAAAAGUAAAUGAAUAGUUAUUAUGCUUUUGUAGCCUCUCUCUAUUAGCUGCAAUGUUUAUGAGUUUACUUGAACAUGAGCGUGUAACCCAAUCACCGUUGUGUGUCAUGUUGCAUCGACAGGGGGAGAGAAAGAUGGGGUCAGCUGUCGAGAGGACGGAUGAACAUGUCCGAGAAUACUUGAUAUAUCGCGGCUUCACCAGCGCACGGAAGCACCUAGACUCGGAUAUCAAAGCAGACAAGGACAAAGGUUUCCGGGUAUGAAAGAACAGUGCAUUAAAGGCAAAAACUGUGAUGAUGAUGCAUUUUUUCCAUCAUUUGAUUAAUGUGGUACAUGUAUGUGUACUUCUCUCUUUUUUGUUGUUGUUGUGGCUGGGUUCGUAUCCCAAGUAAAGCCUGUAUGUUCUCACAGAAACAGUUCUUAUUGUUUUGCUGAACUGUCCUUUUAGGUGGACAAGAUCAUUGACCAGCUUCAGCUGUUCAUCCAUAACUUUGACCUGAAUGGCCUGAAGGACUACUGGGGAUAUCUGGACCGGAGACUGUUCUGUAGGCUAGAAGACGUCUACAGACCCACAGUCUCCAAGCUACGGAUCAGUCUCUUCAGAUACUACGUUGUUUACACUGUACAGGUGCAUUUAGACUUCUGUUGUUGUUGUUGUCCUUUUUAUAUUGUUAAUCAGACAUAUUAUGUGUGAAUGUGGAUAUCCCAAUGUUGUUGACUGAUUAAUGAUAUACAGCAUAGCCUCUCUCUCUCUCUCCCUCCCUCCCAGUUAAAGAACCAAGAGAAGACCCAGGAGUUUUUCCAGCGUCAGGCUCAGGAGCUGCAGGGCCAGUCGGAGUGGCGUGAUUGGUUCAUCCUGCCGUUUAUCCCCGCCCCCGAGCAGAACCCCGUCUUCUCGCCGUACUUCUCCCGUCAGUGGUCUGACACCUUCUUGGUCUCACUGCACAACUUCCUCUCUGUGCUGUUCCAGUGCAUGCAUAUCUUUUUGUUCUGGGCAAGACUAUAGACACACUACGGGGGUGUAUUCAUUACACAGAUUCUGUUGCAAAAUCUUUCUUGAAUGUUUUGCAACUAUUUUGGACUAAUGAUUACACCCCUGAUACACUUCAGAAACACUAGGUCACAAGGUCGUAUUCAUUAAGCACCUAACGUAUUAAAACGGACAAACAGGGUGGGACUUCAUGGGCUACCUGGAAACACUAAUGUACAUGUUUUGUUGCACAAUGUUUUAAACCGUUUUCUGUUGUGUGCCCUAAUGAAUAUGAACUAGAGCAGUGUUUCCCAACCCUGGUCCUCGAGUACCCCCAAAGGUACACAUUUUUUGUUGUAGCCCUGGACAAACACACCUCAUUCAGCUCUUUGAGGGCUUGAUGAUUAGUUGACAAGUUGAAUGAGGUGUGCUUGUCCAGGGUUACAAUAAAAAUGUGUACUGUUGGGGGUACUGGAGGACUGGAGUUGGUAAACACUGAACUAGAGGAAUACCUGGUCAAUAAGCAACGACAUUUCCAACCUAGCUCUGCGCCUCAGUUUGUGUCAACAUAAUACCAUAGGCACUAUGCUGACAAUAGAACUACUAGUAAUAGGAACAUGUAAUAGUUUCAAAACAAGAAAAUAAAGCAAAUGGCAACUAAACAAUGUCCAUGGAAAUACAGCCUAUGUGCAUACUGGUGUUUCCUCGUGGUUCCUUCAACCUAUGUGCAUACUGGUGUUUCCUCGUGGAUCCUUCAACCUAUGUGCAUACUGGCGUUUCCUAGUGGUUCCUUCAGCCUAUGUGCAUACUGGUGUUUCCUAGUGGUUCCUUCAGCCUAUGUGCAUACUGGUGUUUCCUAGUGGUUCCUUCAACCUAUGUGCAUACUGCCGUUUCCUAGUGGUUCCUUCAGCCUAUGUGCAUACUGGCGUUUCCUAGUGGAUCCUUCAACCUAUGUGCAUACUGGUGUUUCCUCGUGGUUCCUUGACAGCUAACCACCCCAGCCUGCGCUCCUCAGCUUUGACUCUGAAGUCCAGAGGACCACUGGUCUACAGGAGGAGAAUGAUCAGCUCAGACACGUGGUAAGUUUGUCUCACACACAAACACACUGUCUUUCAGUCACCACCUAGGAAAGACGUGGUGUCUUCUCUUCUCCACAGGUUGUUGCUGUAAAAUAGUAUAGUUCUCAGCUUAAUGUCAUUAUCAGGGUUGCUACGGCCCCCCAUGAGGAAGUAUCGAAAGGUUUAAGGAUGGCAGCUAACGUUCUCUCUCUCUUCUCAUCUUUCUCUCUGUCUCUGUCUCUCUCUGCCCAUCUCUGCCUCCAGCUAUUUUCCCUGCAGGGAGAGGCUAAACCAAAGAAGGAGGAAGAGAUGCUGCAUCACAAACUCCCCCCCUACGUACAAAACAUGGACCGACUUGGAGACACUGAGCUGUGAGGACUGACUUUGACAUUGGAUUGAUCCACUUUUGGGUCGAGGGGGGGGUUUUGGUGAAAGUUUUAAUAAUGAUUGUACAACAUAGUUAUUAGGGGUUCAAGCCAGCGAAGCUGGGUGAAACCUUAUUGUAUUUGUUGGCGUUCAUUAUUAUUAUUAUUUGGGUUCUUCCAUACAUUUUGUUAAAACCAAGAUGGUAAAGGGCCAAGGGCCACACCCUCUCAUGUGAUGCCAUGCCAAUUGGCCACAUGGUGGCGCUAUAACAAGCGAUUGAAAAUGCAAACUUUGAAAGGUCAUGCCCCUCACCCCGUGUGAGCUAGAGUCAUUACAUUUUCUUCAUAGGUCCCUCUCCUCACAAGGAACACAUUUGCCUCAAGGACACUUAAGGUCCGCCAUGAUGAAUUUUCCUCCAUUUUGAAUUUUGUGAAAAACACUUAAAACGCUACUCCUCUAGCACCGAAUGACCGAUCUGCACAAAACUUGAUAGAUGGCAUCUAUGGCCAAGCUCUCACCAAUUAUGUUUUUCCAAUAAACAUUCACGUGGGUGUGGUCUGCAUAUAACUCCGACAUGAAUAUUCGUAUUGUAACAAAACUUGAGUACACGUGUUCCAAACACUGUCAAGACUCAACACAUCUAAGCACAUUCAGACCGACCACACGGUGGCGCUAUAACCGGCACAUGUUUAUAUCUCUUGAUUUGUUUGAAAUUUGGCGCACCUGCUCAGGGAUACGAGUCUAGCUAAGCUGUGAAGUAUGGUUCCGUUUGGCCGCAUUGUGGCACUGUUGGACAGGGAAAAUCAUUCAUGCAUGCUCAUUGGCUCAUAGAGGCCAUAUUGUUUGAACAAGAGCCUGGGAAAAUAUUGUGUUUGAAGAUGUGAAUCGAUAGAUAGCUGGAUAUCAAAUUUGGUGCCGAUCGUGCCAGCGGUUCUGUAGAAGAAGACGUUUGAAAGUCGUCAACGUAAUAAAAAAUGGUCAAAUACAUUAAAAGCGUAUUGCAUGAUCUGUUUGAUUUGAAGUUCUGAUCAUUAGCAAGCGUGGGUAGAAGUACAAAAGUAGCUCAUCCUGGGGCAAUGUUUCCAACUUGACCGGAUGGUGGCAAAGUUGGCCCACAGCUUGAACCCCGGCAUUGCUGCUUGCAGCUAUACUGUAGUUUUGUGUUUCUCUCCACUCCAUAUGAUACUGUAGAUGGACUAUCACUACAUGGACUAUUUAACUAACUUAUUGUUAAUGUUAAUAUCAUAUUUAUACUGUUUUAACUUGUGUUUUUAUGUUUUAGGACGAUGAAUAAACUAUUAAUCAUGAUUGAUUUGUUCAGUUGUUCUGUCUUUUAUUAUUAUUAUUAUAUAUAUAUAUUUUUAUUAAUAUUAUUAUAUAUAUAUAUAUUAUUAUUAAAAAAAAAAUUGCUUUAAAAAAAAUGUUUUAUUUGGGGUAGAUCAGCUUAAUAUUGCAGAUAGAUUGUAACUUCCAUCAAUGUAAUUGUCUACAUCACUUCCAAUCCCCCAUGUUUUUUAUAUAUAUACUCCCCUUUAUUACUUUUCAACCCCGCCAUCCUUUCCCUACUUGGGGUAAAUUAGUGAACAACAAUGCCCAGGCCUCUACUUCCAGCCUAUACUUACUAUCUACACCUUAUGGACACAGUCAAUUUUACAAUAAUUAUAUUUUAUUUGUUUUUGCUCCUGAACUACUUCUACUCUCAACCUCUCCGAUCAUUUUCAAUAAACAAUUAAUCAUGAUUUGAUUUGUUCAGUUGUUCUGUCUUAAUUUGCCCGAGGCAGGGAUGCACAGCUCCUUCAAGGAGGUCUGCGUCCCAAUUCUCCACACUUUUCCCCAAGUGUGCGCUCACACACUUCCCGUCAGCCCAACGCUUACACCAAUCCAAUGCUUUUAAAUCCAUGACAGGGAGUGUGCAAGUGGAGAAUUGGGACGGGGUCGGCGUCUGCUUUAGUGGAGCUCUGGUCAUGGGAUUGAGCCGUGCGCUCCUGGGUUUGACCUUGGUUUGAUUUGAGGACACAUUACCGCACACAGAAUAACCACAACACAGUUGUCUGAGGACAUUUCAAGCUAAUCUGAGAAUUUGAUUUGUUACAUCCUGCAAACGUAGGACACACCUACACCAUUUGUAAGAGACUCAUUGCAAACUAAAUAUGAAGGGUCUUCAGAUAAAGAAUCCAAUAUCUUUUUAAUUGAGCGUUCCUCCACCACAUUCUCAGUGAGCGUUCCUCCACCACAUUCUCACUGAGCGUUCCUCCACCACAUUCUCAGUGAGCGUUCCUCCACCACAUUCUCAUUGAGCGUUCCUCCACCACAUUCUCAUUGAGCGUUCCUCCACCACAUUAUCACUGAGCGUUCCUCCACCACAUUCUCAUUGAGCGUUCCUCCACCACAUUCUCAUUGAGCGUUCCUCCACCACAUUUUCUUUGAGCGUUCCUCCACCACAUUCUCAUUGAGCGUUCCUCCACCACAUUAUCAUUGAGCGUUCCUCCACCACAUUCUCAUUGAGCGUUCCUCCACCACAUUCUCAUUGAGCGUUCCUCCACCACAUUCUCAUUGAGCGUUCCUCCACCACAUUCCCAGUGAGCGUUCCUCCACCACAUUCUCAUUGAGCGUUCCUCCACCACAUUCUAAAUGAGCGUUCCUCCACCACAUUCUCAUUGAGCGUUCCUCCACCACAUUCUCAUUGAGCGUUCCUCCACCACAUUCUCAUUGAGCGUUCCUCCACCACAUUCUUAUUGAGCGUUCCUCCACCACAUUCUCAUUGAGCGUUCCUCCACCACAUUCUCAUUGAGCGUUCCUCCACCACAUUCUUAUUGAGCGUUCCUCCACCACAUUCUCAUUGAGCAUUCCUCCACCACAUUCUCAUUGAGCGUUCCUCCACCACAUUCUCAUUGAGCGUUCCUCCACCACAUUCUCACUGAGCGUUCCUCCACCACAUUCUCACUGAGCGUUCCUCCACCACAUUCUUAGAGCAUGUUUACUAUUAGCACACAACAUCACAUGGUCUCAGAGAGAUAAUGGAGUUAUCCUCAUGAGUGAGUGGGCUUGCACACAGAAGAAUAGCCUCAGUGUGGUGGUGUUGUGAGGAGAUACAGUAGCAUGACUUUACCUAAAACAGCUAAGCUAUGUUCCAUAUUUUCACUGGGGUUCAGCAGGCACUGAAACCAAGGAGCAAAGACCAAGGAGAGUGUCUUCAUUUAAAACAAUACAAUAUGUUUUUCUCCAUACAGAGACCUGGUGACGAGCCAGCGUAA